AAAGUUUUUUAGUUUUUUAUUUACAUUUGUAUUGUAUAAAAUAGUAUUAUAGCAUAUAUAAAAGUGUGGUCUCUUAUUGUGUAGGAAGAGGAUGGUAAGUUCAUGGAAGAUGUAAUUCCACAUGUUUGGGUUGAAGGUGAUGUGCUUCGAUGGCCACCCAAAGGUCUUUCAGCUGACCUUGCCUCAUCAAAAAAAAUGGUACCAAAAGAUGAUUGGAGGCGCUACUCCAUUAUGAAAAUCAAAUUAACACAUUCUGUCAAGCAAGAAUGCAUGACUUGCAACUACACUACAGCAGCUGAUAGUGGCAAUGACGAAAAUGCAGUUGAAGAAAACAGUGAUCUGAGCGUGUCUUUACCACAACCACCGUCACGUUUUAACUCAAGUGGAAAAGAACGCAAAAAGUGCAAUGCAAAAAGGCCUGUUCUUUCUUCUGAUUCGGAAAGUGAUGAUAGUGAAGUACGCCACAAGUUACCUGGAAAACAAAACAAACCUAAUUUUGAUAUAUCUGUAGAAAGUAAAGAAAGAAUCAAGUUAAUGAAAGAAAAAGAUCAAGAGUUUUUUUACGUUUGUUUUGAUUAUUUUUGCUUUAAAUAUUAUUUGUAA
Hydra vulgaris (swiftwater hydra) is the source of this 603-nucleotide messenger RNA. RefSeq lists its product as uncharacterized. NCBI's taxonomy places the organism in Eukaryota, Metazoa, Cnidaria, Hydrozoa, Anthoathecata, Hydridae. The record is from RefSeq and is a predicted model, not a curated record.